Molecule: messenger RNA, 1035 nt
Organism: Penicillium soppii
Lineage: Eukaryota; Fungi; Ascomycota; Eurotiomycetes; Eurotiales; Aspergillaceae
Exons: 6
Coding region: 1-1035 (344 amino acids)
Source: RefSeq, a predicted model, not a curated record
AUGGCGGACACUAUGGGCCAGAACGUUCAUGGCUACGACCAUGAUAACCUGCGCCAUGUAGUUAUCACCUCGACUUGCUUUGCUUUCAUCUUGUCCACAACUGCAGUCAGUUUCCGCAUUAUUUCUCGAGCAAUCAAUGGAAGUGGUCUCUUCCUGGAUGAUUGGCUGAUUAUACUGGCAUUGCUCUUUGAGUACGGUAUAUCAAUAGCGGGAGUCGUGCUAUUGUACAAUGGACUUGGAACACAUAUCGUCGAACUCUCUCCCGAGCAAAUCGUUAUCUAUCUCAAGACACUAUUCACAGGCUCAAUCCUCUACACCGGCUGCAUCUUGUUCAUCAAGCUAUCCAUCCUUGCUCUCUACCAGCGCCUCUUCCCCAUCAAGGGCAUGAAGAGAGCCGUCAAUGCUGUUUCUUUAAUCGUGAUCCUGUGGGCCGCAUGUGGUAUUCUCGCCGGAUGCUUCACCUGCAUCCCGACCGAGAAGCUAUGGCAUCCUAUGAUAGAAGGUGGCUGCAUGAACCUAUCCAAGUUCUACUAUGGUCUCCAGGUCCCCAACAUCGCAACCGACGCCAUUAUCCUCCUAAUGCCCAUGCAUAUCGUGUGGAACCUUCCCAUCUCAAAGGCUCAGAAGCUGGGUCUCUCUGCCAUCUUUGUUCUGGGAUUCUUGACUCUUAUUUUCGAUAUCAUCCGACUUAUCGUUCUGAUCGAACUUUCCAAAAAAGGCGACGACAUUACUUAUAACCAAGUCCCAGCAAGCGUAUGGACAUGCAUCGAACCCGCCGUCGGAAUCGUCGCUGCCUGCCUCUCGAAUAUGCGCCCCUUGUUCAAGUUCAUGCACGUCAAGGUCUGGUCCAGGUUUUCCAGCCGCUAUACCACCAACACGGGCAACACCAGCGAGUCGCAGAUCAACGAAAAGCCCGGUUGGCCACGUCGGACUCCUAGCCCCAACAGCAACAACAGUCUUCGCUCAAGCCCUAGUAGCGAGUCCCACCAGUUGCCUUUGAAUCAAUCGCCUGCACACAACCAGUCUGCUGUUUGA